Molecule: messenger RNA, 6587 nt
Organism: Astyanax mexicanus (Mexican tetra)
Lineage: Eukaryota; Metazoa; Chordata; Actinopteri; Characiformes; Acestrorhamphidae
Gene: sec31b
Product: SEC31 homolog B, COPII coat complex component
Exons: 26
Coding region: 143-3697 (1184 amino acids)
Biological process (GO): intracellular protein transport; COPII-coated vesicle cargo loading; endoplasmic reticulum organization
Cellular component (GO): COPII vesicle coat; endoplasmic reticulum exit site
Molecular function (GO): structural molecule activity; protein binding
Source: RefSeq, a predicted model, not a curated record
GUUGUAAUACGGGCGGAAAAAAGCUCGAGAAGCGGCCUGAGGAGUUAGCGUAGCUUCACCAGUUAAAAUGAGCUAAGCUAAACUGAGAGCUGUUGUUAGCAUCUAAGCUAAAAGACCUGGUUCGAGUGAGAGAGUGAGGAAGAUGAGGGUGAAGGAGAUCCUGAGGACGGCCACGCAGGCCUGGAGCCCUGCAGCUCAGCACCCUGCUUACCUGGCCUUAGGUACAUCAGCACAGCAGCUGGAUGCCUCCUUUAACACCACCGCAGCGCUGGAGCUGUUUGAAAUGGACUUUGCCGAUAAGUCGAUGGACAUGAAGCUGAGGGGGUCUCUCUCCACCACAAACAGGUUCCACAGUCUGAUCUGGGUGACGUUCGGGAUGGGUGUGGAUGGCUCGUCUGGGCGGCUGAUCGGAGGGGGUGAGAACGGCACAGUGACCAUCUACAGCCCUGAAGCCAUCCUUUCCGGCAGCGAUGACGCCAUUAUUGGACAGUCCAGCAAACACACGGGCCCCGUACGGGCUCUAGACUACAACCACUUUCAGAGUAAUCUUCUGGCAUCGGGAGCAAACGACUCUGAGAUGUUUAUCUGGGAUUUAAAUAAUUUCAGUAAUCCGAUGACACCAGGCUCCAAAUCACAGCUGGUGGAGGAUGUGUGUGUGGUAGCAUGGAAUAAGCAGGUGCAGCACAUCCUGGCGUCGGCGGGUCCGAGCGGGAGAGCCGUAGUGUGGGACCUGAGGAAAAACGAGCCCAUCAUCAAAAUCAGUGACCACAGCAACCGGAUGCACUGCUCGGGGAUGCUGUGGCACCCUGAAGUCGCCACUCAGAUGAUUUUGGCCUCUGAGGACGACCGGCUGCCAGUUAUUCAGAUGUGGGACCUGCGAUUCGCCACAUCACCCCUUAAAGUUCUCGAGAACCACACCAGGGGGAUUCUCUCGGUAUCAUGGAGUCAGGCUGAUCCAGAGCUGCUCCUGAGCAGCGCUAAAGAUAACCGCAUCCUGUGCUGGAACCCCAACACUGCAGAGGUGACCUAUGAGCUGCCGACAGCCAAUCAGUGGUGCUUUGAUGUUCAGUGGUGCCCCAGAAACCCCGCCCUGCUGUCUGCUGCCUCGUUUGAUGGACACAUCAGUGUGUACACUGUGAUGGGAGGCUGUCUGGAGGCUCAACAGUACAGCACUGUUGAUAAGAUUUCAGCUGCGUUUGACCCCAGUGACCCGUUUGGGACGGGUCAGGCUCUGCCUCCAUUACAGGUCCCUCAACCCACAGCAGCCCCCACCAUCAUCCCCCCACUCAGGACCCCACCCAAGUGGGAGCGCAGACCUGUCGGGGCCUCCUUUAGUUUUGGUGGUAAGUUGGUGACCUUUGACAACCCCAAGCCUGCCCAUCCCCCUCCUUCCCCCCACCCCCCUCGGCAGGUGCGUGUGAGUCAGGUGAUCACAGACGCGGAGUUUCUGCAGCGUUCUCGGGAACUUCAAGCCACCCUUCACUCCGGCUCCUUCGUCAGCUACUGCCACAACAAAAUCUCUAGCGCCCCCUCUGAGGCAGAGCAGGACAUCUGGAGGUUCCUGCUGGUAAAUUUUGAGGACGAGGCUCGUGUGAAGUUCCUGCGGCUCCUAGGCUUCAGUAAAGAUGAGUUGGAAAAAAAGAUCUCGUCGAGUCUGGGGAAGAAGCUGCAGCCGAACGGACAUGGGCUGGACGUUAACGACCUGACGGAGAAAAUGCAGACCCUAUCGGCUCAGAGGGCAGAUGAUGAAAGUGGCACUGUAACGCCCCCUACUGACUUCUUCAGCCAAAUACAGAAAGAGAAAACACCCUUUCACAUCCCUGUGUCUGCAGACACGGACGGUCUGAUCAGCCAGGCUCUUCUGGUGGGGAACUUUGAGGGGGCGGUGGACCUGUGCCUGAGUGACGGACGCUAUGCUGAGGCCAUCCUGCUGUCCAUCAGUGGAGGAGAAGAGCUGCUGAAGAAGACCCAGCAGAAAUACCUCAGCAAGCAGACCAACCAGGUCUCCAUGUUAAUUUCGUCAGUGGUGACGCAGAACUGGCGGGACAUCGUUCAGGCCUGUGAUCUGGACAACUGGAGGGAGGCAUUAGCGGCACUGCUAACCUACGCCAACCCUGAGGAGUUCGCUCCGCUCUGUGACACUUUGGGCUCGCGGUUAGAAGCGGGGGGCACAGAGAAGCGUUGCCUGCAGGCCUGCCUUUGCUACAUCUGCUCUGGUAACAUCCACCGACUGGUGGAGUGCUGGAGCUCCCAAAGAGACUGUACCACACCCCUCACACUGGAGGACCUGGUGGAGAAGGUGAUGGUGCUGAGGAAGUCUAUCGAGCGUUUGAGGAACAGUGAGGUCACAGUGCAGAGCUCAGCUCUGGAGGAGAAGCUCAUCCAUUAUGCAAAUCUGCUGGCCAAUCAGGGCAGCCUAGAGACGGCACUGAGCUACUUACCUCAGAAAUCACAGCAGGCUGAUAUUCAGCUGUUGAGGGAACGGCUGUGUGUUGCUCAGGGUUCUGCAGCACUACCUAAUCACCCUAAAGCUCCAGCAGGAGGAGCUACACCAGCCCCCUCCAAUGCGGCACCCAACACACGCACAGCACCACCACAGGGGCCGUUUCCUCCGGCAGCGCCCACUCAGAUGCCCCAGGCAGGACAGCCAGCGAUGCCACCUAUGUUUACUCCCCAAGUUCCUCCCACCACACACACACCAGGAGUGCCACGCCCAUCCAGCAGACCUGCCUACCCACAAUACCCUGCUGCAGCUUCAGGAUUUAUGCCUUCCCAGCCAGUAGGCGGCUCCCUGAUGUUCCCUCCCUCCAGUCUGUCCGGUCCUGUCCCCCCUCCCUCCACCGCCCCGGCGGGCAUGGUGCCCAUGAUGCCCAUGAUGCCCACUCCUCCACCGCCUGGGUUUCUGCCCUCCACCUCCAUGCCCCCUAUUCCCCCUACCUCUCUGCCUGGGGGGCCUGUGCCCAUGUUUUCUGGACCAUCAGGAUCUUCAGUGCCACAAAGCAUUGCCCCCCCACACCUCGGCACUGCCCCCUCGCCCCUUGGUACUGCUGCCCCGCCUGCAGGGAUGGGGUACCCGCAGGGAGGGCCUGGAGCGCCUGGGGCUAAAACCUACACUCCAUCUGUUCCCCCACCUCCCACAGGAGCUCAUGAUGGCUGGAACGACCCCCCUGCUGUCCGCAGCGGCCCCCGCAGUAAAAAGGUUGCUGGAGAUUACACUCCUCCUGCUCCCAUCACUGCCCCUGUCAUGAGCUUACCUGCAGAGGGUGCUAUGCCUCAGGACCGAGUGCAGGUCCCACCUGGAGCCCCCCAGGAACCCAGCCUGCAGGUUCUGCAGCAGUUUCCUGCAGAGCGGGUGGAGCAGAAGGAGAUUCCAGCAGAGCAUGUGAUCCUGAAGACCACCUUUGACAGCUUAGUGCAGCGCUGCCAGCUUGCUGCUACAGACCCGCAAACUAAAAGAAAACUGGACGACGCCUCCAAGCGUAUCGGAAGCCUGUACGACAAACUCCGUGAGCAUGCGUUGUCUCCCAAUAUUCUGGCCGGCCUGCACGAGAUUAGCCGCUGUGUCUCGGGCCGAAACUACCAGCGGGCCCUGGAGCUCCACACGCAGGUGGUCAGCAGCAGCAACUUCAGUGAGAUCUCCGCCUUCAUGCCCGUCCUUAAAGUGCUCAUGACCAUCGGCAACAAGCUGGGGGUCUAACACUCCGGACCACCGCCACCCCAACGCAGUAUUAAAUCACACACGCAGACAUCGCAUCAGAACCUAUUUAUAUUGUUAUUAUUAUUAUUAUUUUUUUUAAUGCUGAUGAACUCUGAUUAUUAGAAACAGUGGUGCAGAAUUCCUAACUUAAGGUCCUACAUUCUCCACCACUGUAUAACUCUGUGCUCCAUUUCCUGUUGUUGUUAUUCCUCUCUCUCUGCCCAGAGAGGAGAGAGAGUGGUGUGUGUGACAGGAGUGUCUGUGCUGUCAGUGUUGUGAUGAUGUUCAGGAGUGUGUGAAGAUGUCUGUGAACGUGUGUCACUCCAGAUGCUGAAGCUCGUCCACUUUAAAUGAGAGCCGAGAUACUUUCACUUUAGCCUAAAACUAAUUCAAAGAUCAGCUUCAGGUUGGGUUUAUAUGGUUUGUUCACACAGACUCACAGACAUAUAUGAAUACAGGCAUAUACAGUACAGGCCAAUGCGUUUUCUUUAUUUUCAUGACUUUUUUUUCCUUUGUAGAUUCUCACUGAAGGCAUCAAAAACUAUGAAUGAACACGUGGAGUUUUAUGUACUUAACAAAAAAAGGUGAAAUAACUAAAAAAACAUGUCUUAUAUUCUAGUUUCUUCAAAAUAGCCACCCUUUGCUCUGAUUACUGCAUUGCACACUGUUGGCAUCAUUCUCUCAAUGAGCUUCAAGAGGUGGUCACCUGAAAUGGUUUUCCAACAGUCUUGAAAGAGGAAAGGAGUUCCCAGAGGUGUUUAUUAGCACUUGUUGCCCAUUUGCCUUCUUCACUCUGCGGUCCAGCUCACCCCAAAAACCAUCUGGAUUGGGUUCAGGUCCGGUGACUGUGGAGGCCAGCCCAUUUUUUGUUAAGUACAUAAAACUCCACAUGUGUUCAUUCAUAGUUUUGAUGCCUUCAGUGAGAAUCUACAAUGUAAAUAGUCAUGAAAAUAAAGAAAACGCAUUGAAAAAGAGAAGGUGUGUCCAAACUUGUGGCCUGUACUGAAUGAAUACUCUGAAAUGGAAUCAGUUUAGGUAAUAUUUAUUGUUAUGGGGUUGUUUGAUGUUUUUUUUUUCUCAGUAACUUCACCUUUGAAGGUCGAUUGUUGCACGGCCUUCCAAAAAAAAUCCUUGUAUCUCUGCUGUAGUCUAUAUAUUUUUAUUUUUACUUUACUUUUUUUUCCAUAAUGUACAUCAGGCCCUUGUUCUUUAUACCGUUUUAACAUUUCAUGAUGAAUGGACAAAUAGAAAUGCUCCAAAACUUUGUUAAUAAAAAAAUAUAUAUAUUUGGAGUAUUUUUAUUUUUUUUGAGAUACAAGGUUUUAUCUAAGGGAAUAAUGUUGAUAAAAUUACGUAAAACAAGUAACAAAAUCAGAAUCUUAUAAUGAAAUAUACACUGUGUGCAAAAGUAUUGACACACUUACUCUUCUUACUUAUUUCUUCUGAAAUUAAGGAUAUUACAAAGAGUUUAUCCUGAUUUUGUUGGAGUAACUGUCUCUACUGUCCAGAGAAAACGUUUAAUAUUUCUUAUUCUAAUCUAGAGAGUCAUUUUCUAUGGGCAGUACUUCUUUACUGGGGCUUGACAAGCUGUGUGUCUGCAUUUGCACAUCUGUGUCAGCAGUGGGUGCAACUUAAUUAAUUAGCUUAAUGCACAAUCCACAAUUAUUUGGAUAUCUUAAAGUGAAAAAAAAAAAAACAUUUAUAAUCAUAAUAAUGAUAGUUAAAAAUUUUACAUUAUCAUAUUAUUAAUGUUUGUUUUUUACAUGCCAAGUCAUUAAUUCUCCUGUAAUUAUAUUAUUAUGGUGAAAGGGAGAAGAUUAGACCCAAAACAGGCAAAAUGUGUCGAAACUGGUUAUAUUCUUGCAACAACCUCAUAAUGAAAAAUGUUAUAUAUACUGAUUAUGGAUGUAUAAUAUAUUGCAUAAUAAGUUGAUAUACGUCAACGGUUGAUCUUUAACAGACUUUGCAACAGCAGUGGGUGGUUCACUCUGUUUUUAUGCUGGUUAAUUGAUAUUUAUUUAACUGCUGGUUUAAUUAAAAGUGUGGGUUGAACAGUAGAGCUGCAGGAAUCAGCGCUGGUCUGAUUAAUGGGAUUUAAAACUUCUGUCGCAGCUUGAUUGUUUUGUCUGGACCUUCUGCCUUUUUAUGUUUGCCUGAAUCAAAACUGCAGGUGGACAAAAGCACCAACAAAUGUGGUUUUGGUCCAUAUGAACUAAACCAUGCUCCAGUUUGUUUGCUGUAUAAAAACUUUUUUUUUCUUUUUUUCUUUUUUUUUUUUGGACAGUUUGGAUUUUCAGACCAAUUAUAAGAAGUUGAGGCAGACUAUCGUCACUUAUUAAACAAUAGAAGACGAAAAAGAAGCUGUAAAAUCCAUCCUCCCUUGGCGAGCAGAUCCAUCUCUCAGCAGUAUGGGUACAAAAGUUCACGCUAGUGAUUCCUGUAACUAGAUUCAUGGACGUAAAAGGAAACUGAGGGGAAACUGUCAUGCCUAUUCUUCUGCACUCGAAGGGAGUCAGAUUCUGACUGGAAGUCAGAUUUCAGCACAACACCUAGACAGGCAUCUCUGCCAUGUGAUGCAAGCCCAGUGUCAAGUAUAGGGAGACUCCACCCCCAUGUAGGAAACAAUUACUACUACCUAACCUGCAGUGUGAAACCAAAUGUAAAACUAAAUGUACAAAAUGUAACAAACCCAUCAAUUUCGCUUCAGAUUUUGAGUUGUGAAUAACGACCUAAAGAUCAGACUGAUCAUUAACCCUAAUUCGAUUUAAACCCAAACAGAUCAGUGCUGAUCUGCAUCCUUUACUGUUCACCUGCUCAAACACACCAAUAUUCAAACUAAACUAAUGUAAAACGCUGUGAUCUAGGUAAUCUCCCCCAGUCAGAACACAGU